ACUAACAAUUAUCCUGAUAUUUUGAGUAAACCCAAGAGGCCCCCCCAAAAGUGAACUUUGAACCAUAUGCUCCUCCAACCAUGAAGGACAGGCUCCAAUCAUCGACAAGCUUCGAGUUUAUAAAGUUUGGUCUCGAAGAGCCUCCUGACCAGCCGGACCAGAGCCUGUCCGUACAGAGAGAUGCUUUCUGGAGCUACUGCGGCCCUUUGCUCUCCACACUAGAUGACCUCCCAUCUAGCUUCCACGACUGGGCCCACGCUGCUCUGUCCGGCUCCUUACUUCCGCUCCUACUCCCCUUCCUAACCUUCGUCAACGAGUUCAUCCGAACAAAUGGCCUUGAUCACUACUGGCUCACCAUCCGCGCGACGAAAGCGACCACGGAAUACAACAAGCCUAGAUGGCACACGGACGACAUGUUCUUUAAUAGGAGUAGUGGUGACGGUGGCGGUAUUUGGGCCCGGAGAAGAUCGCUAGUGGUGGGUGGUAGAGAAAAGACAGAGUUGGACCUACAGACAGACUGGAAGUUAUGCGCUACACUACUCGGCCCCGCAACCAUGUUCAUUCCCGCCGAGCACCAGGCAGCAGCUCGCGCAACGUGUCGCUCGACGAAGCGUGAUCUAGCUACGGAUCACAUGUGCACCUCAGUCCGUUGUGUUGGGUGUGGGGCGACGGCCGAAGCUGUCCGGGAUAAGCUCACGACCGAGUUCGCCCCCCUAGGCCUGGUUCAAGCGGAACCGGGCGAGUGCAGCAUAUUCCGCAUCGGCCAGGAACGCGGUGCCGUGCACUCGGAGCCCUGUAUGAGUAGAGGAGAUCGGAUAUUCAUCAACGUCGUGCCGGGUAAGAGAGACGAGCUGUCUUCUCUGCUGGCCAAAUGGGGGAUGCCUUUUCCAAGGUCGUGGUUUAUCGCCCCAGGCGUCUUACGUGGUCAUGGAUUAACGUGAUUGGUGAGGUACACGCCAGGAGGUCAAGGGGGGCUUAACACUGUAGUAAUUGAGCAUGAGCAUUGUUACGGGCUCUAUCAGGAGGGUUUGAAAU
Messenger RNA from Daldinia loculata, 1035 nucleotides. RefSeq lists its product as uncharacterized. The transcript has 2 exons. The coding region runs from base 81 to 941 and encodes 286 amino acids. The record is from RefSeq and is a predicted model, not a curated record. NCBI's taxonomy places the organism in Eukaryota, Fungi, Ascomycota, Sordariomycetes, Xylariales, Hypoxylaceae.